UCCAUAAACGUUUGUUCAAAAUCCUCUCCUCGAAAUGGCUAAGUCCACUUCUCCCAUCUUCCUCCUCGUUAUCCUAUCAUCAACCCUACUCUCAGUCAAAUCCAACACAACCACAAUCGAAACAACUUGCAAAACUACAAACAACUAUCACCUCUGCGUCUCAGCUCUCAAAUCCGACCCAAGAAGCCCCACUGCCGACACAAAAGGCCUAGCCGCCAUUAUGGUCGACGUUGGUAUGAAAAGCGCCACCGCAACCGCCACUUACAUAGCCGGAAACCAUACAGCCGCCGCCACAGACGACGCCGUUCUCAAGAAGGUCUUAAAAGAUUGCUCAGACAAGUAUGCUCUCGCAGCUGAUUCACUUCGGCUAACGGCUCAAGAUCUUGAUGAUGAAGCUUAUGACUAUGCUUACAUGCAUGUGUUGGCGGCGCAGGAUUAUCCUAACGUUUGUCGGAAUAUUUUCCGGCGAGCUAAAGGUUUGGUUUAUCCGAGGGAGAUUCGCCGGCGUGAAGUGAGUUUGAAACGUAUUUGUGGUGUUGUCUCCGGGAUUCUUGAUCGGCUUGCUGAAUGAUUAUUGUUGUAUUAAUUUCCUUUUAGAAAAAAACUUUGCUAAAAUGGCAAAAUCUAUGUUUGUAAUUGAGCUUAUGGUAAUUAUAAACCUCUACUAAAUUUGGAAUUUGUAAGUUUUAAUAUAUUUACU
Molecule: messenger RNA, 700 nt
Organism: Eruca vesicaria subsp. sativa (arugula)
Lineage: Eukaryota; Viridiplantae; Streptophyta; Magnoliopsida; Brassicales; Brassicaceae
Source: the annotation of a GenBank genome assembly